Messenger RNA from Lodderomyces parapsilosis, 4500 nucleotides. RefSeq names its product pleiotropic drug resistance family ABC transporter. The record is from RefSeq and is a predicted model, not a curated record. Lineage: Eukaryota; Fungi; Ascomycota; Pichiomycetes; Serinales; Debaryomycetaceae. Gene Ontology annotation, cellular component: membrane. The transcript has a single exon. The coding region runs from base 1 to 4500 and encodes 1499 amino acids. Gene Ontology annotation, biological process: xenobiotic detoxification by transmembrane export across the plasma membrane. Gene Ontology annotation, molecular function: ATP binding; ABC-type transporter activity; ATP hydrolysis activity.
AUGACUGAAUUCGAGACUGAGCUUGAAGGUGACCCAAAAAGCAAGUUAGAGAAGCAAAAAACCCCUUCAUCAUCGUCAGGAUCAUCGAUUCACGAAUUUUCUGGCUUCGAUGCUCUUGAAGUGCAGGAAAUUGCGAGGACUUAUACCAAUGAGGAUACUAGUUCAGCAACCAAAUUGAGAAGAUACUUGACGCAUAUGUCACAAGUACCUGGCGUGAAUUCAGCUGAGGAAAUUGAAGAUGAAAGAUUGGAUCCAAACUCGGAAUAUUUCGAAGCUAAGUUUUGGGUCAAGAAUCAAAAAAAAUUGUUUGAGACUCACCCUGACUACUACAAGCCUUCGAGAUUGGGUGUUGGUUACAGAAACUUGAGAGCUUAUGGUACCGCCAAUGAUAACGAUUAUCAACCAACUGUGACCAAUGGUCUUUGGAAAUACGCUACAGAGGCACUAUCAAUGUUGAAGAAGGAAGACGAGUCAAAAAUGUUCAACAUACUUAAGCAUAUGGAUGCUAUUAUGAGACCUGGCGAGCUUACUGUUGUGUUGGGUAGACCCGGUGCUGGUUGUUCCACCUUGUUGAAGACAAUUGCUGUCAACACCUAUGGUUUCCAUCUUGGUAAGGAAUCAAAGAUCACCUACGAUGGAUUGACACCAAAAGAGAUUGCCAAACACUAUCGAGGCGAUGUCAUCUACUCUGCUGAAACUGAUGUCCACUUCCCUCACUUGUCGGUUGGAGAUACUUUGCAGUUUGCAGCCAGGAUGAGAACUCCACAAAACAGAGGCGAGAAUGUGGAUAGAGAAAAAUAUGCAGAGCACAUGGCUGAUGUGUACAUGGCCACCUAUGGUUUGUUACACACAAAGAAUACUAAUGUUGGUAAUGACUUUGUCAGAGGUGUUUCAGGUGGUGAAAGAAAAAGAGUGUCAAUUGCAGAAGCAUCAUUGAAUGGAGCUAAUAUCCAAUGUUGGGAUAAUGCCACCAGAGGUUUGGAUUCGGCUACCGCAUUGGAGUUUAUCAGAGCAUUAAAGACGUCAGCAGCAGUCUUGGACACCACUCCGUUGAUUGCCAUCUACCAAUGUUCACAAGAUGCUUACGACUUGUUUGACAAGGUUGUUGUAUUGUACGAAGGGUAUCAAAUCUUCUUUGGUCGCGCUGACAAAGCGAAGGAAUUUUUCGUCAACAUGGGGUGGGAUUGUCCUCAAAGACAAACCACUGCCGAUUUCUUGACAUCAUUAUCCAACCCAUCAGAAAGAAAACCACGCCCAGGGUUUGAAAAUAAAGUUCCACGUACAGCUGAAGAGUUCGAAGCACGUUGGAAGAACUCACUUGAGUAUGCUGCUUUGAUAGAAGAAAUCGACGAAUACUUUGCCGAAUGUGACAACCUCAACACUAAGCAAUUAUACCAUGAAUCACACACAGCAAGACAAUCGGACCACAUUCGCCCUGCUUCUCCAUAUACAGUGUCAUUUGGGUUGCAAGUGAAGUAUUUGAUGUACAGAAAUUGGUUGAGAACUAAGGGUGAUCCAUCCAUCACAUUAUUUUCAAUUUUUGGACAAUUGGUAAUGGGCCUCAUCUUAUCAUCAAUGUUUUACAAUAUGAAGUCAGAUACCAAAUCAUUUUAUUGGCGUGGAGCAUCCUUAUUCUUGGCUGUGUUGUUUAACGCGUUUUCGUCGCUUUUGGAGAUUUUGGCCCUUUUCGAUGCAAGACCAAUUGUGGAAAAGCAUAAGAAGUUUGCACUUUACCGACCAUCUGCCGAUGCUUUGGCCAGUGUUAUAACCGAGUUGCCAACGAAAUUCUUUAUGUCCAUGUCAUUCAAUAUUGUUUUUUACUUUAUGGUCAAUUUUAGAAGGGAUGCUGGAAGGUUUUUUUUUUACUGGCUUAUGUGCAUAAUGUGUACGUUGGUCAUGUCACAUAUGUUUAGAUCUAUUGGAGCUGUGUCCAAUUCGAUUGCAGAGGCCAUGACUCCUGCCACUGUUAUAUUACUGGCAAUGAUUAUUUUCACAGGUUUUGUUAUUCCAACACCAAAAAUGUUGGGAUGGUCGAGAUGGAUCAAUUACAUUAACCCUGUUGGAUACGUAUUUGAAUCAUUAAUGGUUAAUGAAUUUCAUAAUAGAGAUUUUUCGUGUGCAGAGUUCGUACCUUCAGGUGCAAAUUAUCAGAAUGCUAGAAACGCAAACCGUGUUUGUUCAGCUGUUGGAUCAAUACCGGGAAGUGAUGUUGUCGAUGGUACAGACUAUCUCAAGUUGUCGUAUGAAUAUUACAAUGCGCACAAGUGGAGAAAUUGGGGAAUUACUGUUGGGUUUGUUGUGUUUUUCUUGUUUGUUUACAUUGCCCUCACGGAAUUCAACAAAGGAGCUAUGCAAAAAGGUGAAAUUGUGUUGUUUUUGAGAGGAUCUUUGAAGAAGCGGAAACAAAAGAGGAUGGAAGAGGCUCAUGAUUCUGAGUUUGGUGGUAUGCCAAACGAAAAAGUGUCACGUGAAGCCGAAGGAGAAGCAGCCAGAUUCGAAAAGACCGGUAACGCAGAUGAAGGGUCCGUAGGAUCAACUGAGAUACCAAGCAAUAGGGAGAUUUUCUUUUGGAAGGAUUUGACUUACCAGGUUAAGAUCAAGAGUGAGGAUAGGGUCAUUUUGGAUCAUGUUGACGGAUGGGUCAAGCCUGGGCAGAUUACGGCAUUGAUGGGAGCAUCUGGUGCUGGUAAGACCACAUUGUUGAACUGUUUGUCGGAACGAGUUACUACAGGUGUGAUUACUGAUGGUACAAGAUUGGUUAAUGGACAUUCUCUCGACUCGUCAUUCCAAAGAUCUAUUGGAUAUGUCCAACAGCAAGAUUUGCAUUUGCCGACAUCCACCGUUAGGGAAGCAUUACAGUUUUCAGCAUACUUGAGACAAUCGAACAAGAUUUCCAAGAAGGAGAAGGAUGAAUAUGUUGACUACAUUAUUGACUUAUUGGAAAUGACGAGUUAUGGUGAUGCUUUGGUUGGUGUUGCCGGAGAAGGAUUGAAUGUUGAACAAAGAAAGCGUUUAACCAUUGGUGUUGAGUUGGUUGCCAAGCCCAAGUUGUUGUUGUUCCUUGAUGAGCCUACUUCAGGAUUGGACUCGCAAACAGCAUGGUCGAUUUGUAAAUUGAUGAGAAAGUUGGCAGACCAUGGACAAGCUAUUUUGUGUACUAUCCAUCAACCUUCGGCAUUAUUGUUGCAGGAAUUUGAUCGUUUAUUGUUCUUGCAGAGAGGUGGUAAAACAGUUUACUUUGGAGACUUGGGCAAGGAUUUCAAAACUUUGAUCAACUAUUUCGAAAAGAAUGGGGCAGACCCAUGUCCACCAGAAGCGAACCCGGCUGAAUGGAUGUUGCAAGUUGUUGGAGCUGCACCGGGCUCCCAUGCCAAACAUGACUAUUUUGAAGUAUGGAGAAAUUCACAGGAGUACCAAGACGUGAGAAAAGAGAUUGCCACUAUGGAAACCGAAUUGUCUAAGUUACCAAGAGAUGAGGACCCGGAAGCUAAAUAUACUUACGCUGCACCACUUUGGAAGCAAUAUUUAAUCGUGACUUGGAGAACCAUCGUUCAAGAUUGGAGAACACCGGAGUACAUAUAUGCAAAGGCUUUUUUAGUUAUCUCAUCAGCGCUUUUCAACGGAUUUUCGUUCUUCAAGGCUGAUAGAACACAACAAGGUUUACAGAAUCAAAUGUUUUCUGUAUUUAUGUUCUUUGUUCCGUUCAAUACCAUGGUACAACAAUUGCUUCCUCAAUUCGUGAAACAAAGAGAUGUUUAUGAAGUUCGAGAAGCUCCCUCUAGAACAUUUAGCUGGUUUGCAUUCAUCACCUCCCAACUCACUGCCGAAAUGCCGUACCAGAUUUUAGUGGGAACAAUUGCAUACUUUUGUUGGUACUACCCUCUUGGAUAUUAUGCAAAUGCUGAACCUACCAACGCUGUUGAUCAAAGGGGUGUUCUUAUGUGGCUUUUCAUCAAUUGCUUCUACGUCUACACGAGCACAAUGGCUCUUUUAUGCAUGUCAUUCAUGGAGCUUGCUGAUAAUGCCGCCAAUCUUGCAACGCUUUUAUUCACCAUGUGUUUAAACUUUUGUGGUGUGCUUAAAACCGGUGAAGAAAUGCCUAGAUUCUGGAUUUUCAUGUACCGUUGCAACCCGUUUACUUAUCUAGUGCAAGGUAUGUUGGCUACAGGGUUGGCGAACACCUCAGCCAAAUGCUCAAGCACAGAGUUGCUAACGGUUGAUCCUCCAAAUGGACAAUCUUGUUCAUCAUACUUGAAAUCCUAUGCAGAGGAAGCGGGAGGUUAUAUUGUCGAAACCAAUGGUUGUCAAUAUUGUACCAUCAAGGAUACGAACACGUUCUUGGCUUCAAUAAAUGCCAGGUAUAGCGAGAGAUGGAGAAAUUUUGGACUUGUUAUUUGUUUCAUUGCAGUCAAUAUAGUUUUCACUGCAUUAUUGUACUGGAUUGCCAGAGUUCCAAAGGGAAACAGGGAAAAGGAGGGCAAAAAGAAGCUGGAGAAGUGA